AUGAAUAUCAAUUGUCUUGUGAGAAGGCAGUUCCCUUUGAAACCCAUAACUUGUGUCCAUCUUCAGAUCUAUAGAAAUUUAUCACACACUAUAAUACCCAGAUCCAUAGAUGAUUCAAAAGAUCCAUUGAACUCCAAAUCACAAAAGAAAAUUGAACCAGAACAACCUGCACCUGAAAGUUUCCCUCGAACUAAAACCAAAGUGGAUAAUUUUUUGGAAAAAAUACGACCUCAUUUAAACACUAUACAUCAACAAUAUGAUAAAACUCAUAAACAAAUAAAUAAUAUAAUUACACCUGUCAAAUUCCAUUAUAACAAGGCUAAAACCGCUAUUAAUGAAGUUAAUGAAAAAUUAGCCUUACAAGAAAAGGAAAGUGAAAGUUAUAGUUUUAAACAAGAUCUUACAAAUGGGAAUUCUUCAGAGAUAAAAGAUAAAACUAUUCAAGGAUUACCAAGUGAAAGAGAACGAAAAAGAAAAAAAUGGGCCAAAAAGCUAGAAUUGUAUAUUGAUUCCUUGCAAGAAACUAUCUUUACAGCAACAAGAGCAUUAAAUGAUGUUACAGGUUAUUCAUCAAUUCAAAAAUUAAGAGAAUCAAUUGAAAUUUUAGAAAAAGAUUUACAUAAUACAAAAGAAUUAUCAAAAGUUACCAAAGAUGCUUAUAGUGCUGCUAUUUCCAAAAGAUUACAAACUCAAAAAGAAGUUAAUGAAUUAUUACAAAGACAACAUACUUGGUCCCCUCAAGAUCUUGAUAAUUUCACCAAGUUAUAUAAAGAUGAUCAUGAAAAUGCUACAUGGGAAAGGAAAGCAAAAGAAGAAAUGGAAGCUGCAGAUGCUAGAGAAGAAGAUGUUCAAAAUAGGUUAAGUAAAGCUAUAUUAACUCGUUAUCAUGAGGAACAAAUUUGGUCAGAUAAAAUUAGAAGAACUUCUACAUGGGGAACAUUUGGACUUAUGGGUAUAAAUAUCUUAUUAUUCUUAGUAUUCCAAUUAGCAUUGGAACCAUGGAAAAGAAGAAGAUUAGUUGGAAAUUUUGAAGAAAAAGUUCAACAAGUCUUGGAGGAGAAUGCUUAUUUACAAAAUAAAAAAUUAGAUUUAAUGAAUAAAAAAGUUGAAAGUUUAAAAAAUAGUGAAUUAUAUCCAGUUUUAAAUGAAAGUGGUCGAGCUGAAAUUAUUGAAGAUCCUAUUGAACCUCCUACUGUGGGUACUUUACCAUCCCCACCAAUAAGGGAUUCCAUUAGAGAUAAAACUUGGUUAUUGAUUAAUAAUUUCAUAAAUCUUUUCAAACCAUCAUAUAAUUUAAUAACUACAUCAGGUUCUUCAGUACAAGCCACUUUGAAGAAAGAAGAAGUUAUAACUUUCUCCAGUGUGAUCUUGGUACUAGGUAUAACCACUGGAUCUAUAAUAUCAUCAAUAUGGAGGUAA
This is a messenger RNA of Hansenula ciferrii, 1419 nucleotides long. RefSeq names its product She9p (gene SHE9). The transcript has a single exon. The record is from RefSeq and is a predicted model, not a curated record. NCBI's taxonomy places the organism in Eukaryota, Fungi, Ascomycota, Saccharomycetes, Phaffomycetales, Wickerhamomycetaceae. Gene Ontology annotation, biological process: inner mitochondrial membrane organization. Gene Ontology annotation, cellular component: mitochondrial inner membrane. The coding region runs from base 1 to 1419 and encodes 472 amino acids.